Messenger RNA from Rotaria sordida, 2086 nucleotides. The record is from the annotation of a GenBank genome assembly. NCBI's taxonomy places the organism in Eukaryota, Metazoa, Rotifera, Eurotatoria, Philodinida, Philodinidae.
AUACGACCUAUUAAAUGUUUACUUAAAUAUACAUCAACAGCAUAUAUUGAUUAUUAAUUAUUAAUUGAUUCAUUGGAUUAAUAGUAUUGAUAAUUAUCGAGUAAGAAAACGAUUCUAACAGUAUUAAGUAUGUUUUGUUGUUGUUGUUGUUAAAUUUUAGUGAGAAUUCCUUGCUGUACAUCAUGAUUAAAUAGAAAAAUUUCAAGUUAUUGAACUUUCACAAGAAUUAACAACAAUAUGAACACAUUUAACUGUUGUUUUUCUUCGAUUAUCUUUAAUAUAUGUGAAAAACACUCGAUAUGAAAACAUAUUGCACUUAUUCAAUUAGGUAAUAUUCAAAGUUUGUUUGAUAUUAAACAAUUAUCAUUAACAAUUGAUGGUAAAAUUAUUGACUGUUUUUGUUUUUUUAUGGAACUCACAUUACGUUUUCCUUUUCGAAGAAAAAUAGAAUGAAUGUAAGUUUUAGAGAUAUGCGGGACGAAAGUUUAGAAGUUUGCCGGAUUUGUAGUCAUAAUAUUUUCAUUAGAAUUUAUUUCACAUUUCUCAUAGCAUCUUGAUAGUGAUUGUUUAGGAAUGCGAUCAUUAUAGACUUUUACUUUAAGAGUAGCAACUGGAUGUGGCCAAGCAUUACGGAAUUUCAUUUAUUCACCUUCUUCAACCUAUAUCUCCAUAGCGACAAGAGUAAACGCGACGAAAUCUUUAUCGUGAAUAGAAAUCAUCAAGAUCUUACAUAAGUUAAAAAUUUAUUGAUUUCCGUUGAAUCAGAGAUGAGUUAUUCACACAAUACCGACCCUUACGGAAUUUCGUCUUUUUUCGAAAGGUGGCAGUUUCUUUAAGAGUAAAAGCAAUUAGAUAUUCGUUUUCAGCGUGAAAUUCUACAUCAAAUGAACUAUAUUUCCCUAAAACCUGAGGAAAAAAAUUUUCAACCUUUUUCCGAUACGAGAAACUUUCGAGGAAAAUCAAAGUUGAAGUUUUGGAAAAUUAAACCAGACCAUUUUGUUCAGAAUACAAUGCUGAUUCCAGAUAUAUACAAAUAUAUUUAUGUUUAUGAAGAUGAAAAGCACUGAACAUUGAAUAAUGUAGAAAUACCGCAAUUUUCUUAGUGUAUUCGAUAGAGCCCAGUGAGUACUCUCUGCCUGUCUCGUUUUUAUUUCGAAAGCUGUCAAUAUAUGCAAGAAAAAUAACUUAUGAGCCAAUUUCGUUUCGAAAUUUCAUUAAAAAUGCAGAUGGUUUGUGAGUGCAUUAUCUUGCUUCAGACACUAUUCGAACGUUGUGUUAAGAGGAUAUUCGAAAAGAGCAAAGUUUUUUCUGCUGAUCAUAAUAAAAUUCGUUCUUAUUCCACACAUUCGUUGAUACUUUUGACAACAUAUUAUACACUAUGGGUCGAUCAAUUGUUUCAGAAGAGAAUCACUCAAAACACAAAAGACGCUAGUAUUGGGCAGCAAGCAGAUGCCCAAGAGCUAGCAACAUCUGUUUUAAAGAUUAUCGAUAAUGACCUUUCAACUUGCAUAUUAGGUUUCUUUUACAUUUCAUUUUGGAUCCUCUACAUCAGAGGAUGACCGUUAGCUAGACAUCACUAACUAUGAAACCAGAUCUGUACUCAACGAGCAGUACCCAGAACUAUGAGAAAAAUUUAUAAUCUAGUAGAAAUUUUUCACUUCAGGUAUUUUCUAUGAGUAUAAUGAUACUAAAGAAUACAUGUGAGUUCUACAGUGUACUGCUCAACGAACUGCACUGACACAAUCUCUAUUUUUAUUUAAAUAAAAUUUUUCUAAUUAAAGAAACAGAACAAUUUGGAAUACUUCGUUCAAUUGAUGGCCACAGUCAUAUCUACGUUAUCAUCGAUUUGAACAUUAUCGAAUAGUACUCAUCAUUAUGGAAAUAAUAAAACUGAUGAACUUUACCAGUUAGCUAAAUCGAUUUUCGUAAUGUAUAAUUUUUAUUUUAGUCUUCACUUAUUCAAACAUCACUUGAAAAUUCAGACAUUGAUUCAGAUUUACAUUCAAUUAGUCGUCUAAAUUUAUUAGAUUUAGCAUUUAAACGGUUUGAAAAUUUUCCUUUUUUUAAAUUAAUUAAUAUUGAAUAA